Molecule: messenger RNA, 900 nt
Organism: Vicia villosa (hairy vetch)
Lineage: Eukaryota; Viridiplantae; Streptophyta; Magnoliopsida; Fabales; Fabaceae
Product: sufE-like protein 2, chloroplastic
Exons: 1
Coding region: 117-704 (195 amino acids)
Source: RefSeq, a predicted model, not a curated record
ACUCCUACCUCACCGCCCCAUUUCUCUCCUCUCCUCUUUUCUCUUCCAUUUCCAUUCUCCUUCUUUCUCUCCCCAAAAAAUAUAUAAUUAAUUUUAUUUUAUUUCUUGAAAAUAAAAUGGUAUAUCCAAUUCCAAAAGCAACGGCAAUUUCCCCCUUAUUAACCUUACCGCCGCCUUCUUCGCAUUUCUCCUCCAAACCUAACGCCGCCGUUAAACUCAAACUCUCCGUUAAACCUUCUUUCAACAACACAUUAACAGCCUCCUCCUCAACACCGUCGCCAUCUCACGGCGUCACGGACAAGCUCAACGGCCUCGCCUCCGAAUUCUCGUCUCUCUCGGAACCAAUCGACCGAGUCAAACGCCUAUUGCACUACGCGUCUCUCUUGCCUCCGUUAGACCGGUCCGACCGGGUUCCGGAGAAUCGUGUAUCCGGUUGCUCGACGGAGAUUUGGGUGGUGGCGCGUAUGGAUUCAAGGAGGAAGAUGAGAUUUAAGGCGGAUAGCGAUUCGGAGAUUUCGAAGGGGUUCUGUUGGUGCUUGGUUUGGAUGCUGGACGGGGCGGAGCCGGAGGAAGUGCUUACGGUGGAGAAUGAUGAUUUGAUGAGAAUGAAUUUAGGGUUGAAUAAUGUUAAGUCGCGUUCGAGGAUUAACACGUGGCAUAACGUUUUCUUUGCCAUGCAGAAAGCUACUCAAGAUUUGAUUUAAAUUGGAGGGGGUUCAUUUCUUUCUCUGUUCUUGGAAAAAAAUGUAUUCAUAGUUUGAUGCAUUUGUAUGAUAAACUUGUGAUGUAGGCUAGUUAAUGAUAGGACAUAUUAUUAGCAAAACUCUGAUAGAAGUUAUAAUGUCUUUCAAAUACUACUUGUUAUUUUCUCCUUCGAAAUUAUAUAAUUAUUUACUGGUA